This is a messenger RNA of Protopolystoma xenopodis, 522 nucleotides long. The record is from the annotation of a GenBank genome assembly. NCBI's taxonomy places the organism in Eukaryota, Metazoa, Platyhelminthes, Monogenea, Polystomatidea, Polystomatidae.
AUGUAUUCGUCGUUUGUGCAAAACCAUUCUUCCAUUCUACCGUCUAUUUCCUCCCUUCACACGAAUGGUUAUCUUGAUGAUUUCGGAUACUUCCCACUUUCUGUUCAUGCUGGCCAUCACAUCGACUCCGUAUCAUCUUCCUCUUUACUGUCGACGGCGUGCGACACCAACGCUUCUGAUCAUAAUCCAUUUGAUAUUUCGGCCCCUAUGGUAUUAUCGACUAUUACUCCACAUUGCCUAGCUCUUGCUGAGAUGACACGCACUCUCGAACAAGAACGCAUGGCCAUGCAGAAUGAGUUAGAUCGCCGACUAGAGGAUUCGACCCGCUUGCACACUGUUCAGCUUGCUGAUGUGGAAGCUCAGCGUACCUUGCUUGAAAAUCGCUUGGCUGAUGUCCAAAUAUGUCAACAGCAAUUAUCUGAUGAGUUGAAUGUUGUCUUAAACAAGCUGCAUUCCAAGGUCAGUCAUGAAAGCGAUUCAUAUUCAAUUUAUCACUUUAUUUUAUUAUUCAUUUCCUUUUAA